Molecule: messenger RNA, 503 nt
Organism: Penicillium canescens
Lineage: Eukaryota; Fungi; Ascomycota; Eurotiomycetes; Eurotiales; Aspergillaceae
Product: F1F0 ATP synthase subunit i
Exons: 4
Coding region: 72-254 (60 amino acids)
Biological process (GO): proton motive force-driven ATP synthesis
Molecular function (GO): proton transmembrane transporter activity
Source: RefSeq, a predicted model, not a curated record
CCUCUUCCGUCCUCUUGCCAUUCCAUCUUCCCGAACACCGAAUUCAUUUCGCAUUCGAUUUACCUGCCACAAUGUCUCUCCUCGGAAAGAAGUUCCCCGGCGCUCUGGCCAAGCCUUUGACUCCCUUCUUCGCUGCCGGCCUCAUUGUUCUCUACGGCGUCAACUCUCUCCAGAACACUCUGUCCAACACCGCCGAGUUCAAGAACGACCCCCGCAACCCCAACGCUAAGCCCGCUGGCAAGGCUGAUCACUAAAUUCGGUCGACAAUGAAUGGGCUUUGAGAUCCCGCUUCCUUGUGUGAAAGAGGAGCGGGCGGAAACCGUCGCGAUGUGUGUGCGGGCGGAGAUGGUCUAGGUCAUCACGGACCGGCUUGCAUUUACUGUGAUUCCUCUGCGGGCAGUUUGCCCCUUUCCGAGCAUAUAGAUCAUACCCUCGAUGGGGGGUGACUUGGAUCAAUUCACAAGCUGUACCAGUACCAUUCCGGCAAGGAUUGCCUCUUUUUU